GACUAUAAAAGAAGGCAAUUUAUUUGAAAGCCAUUCAAACAGCGUCCAUCAGCCCCACAAGAUGUACAAAGUUGCUUGCCUGGCUCUAGCCCUGUUCGCAGUGGUCUACGCUCUUCCCUCCACACCUGACACCGAGCAAGUGUGGGUGGCUGGAAACCUGUCCUACGCGAUUCCCAGCAAUGCCCUCGUUGGAGGCUACGAUGCUAGCGGCUUCCUCACCUAUGUGGGCCGUGUCAAGGCUGGCAAUGACAUCCUGCCCGCCCGUGUGAUUGUGGAAACUGGAACUGCCUACUAUAACACUGAAACCGCCUCAGGAAAACUACUGAUCUACGAUUUCCUGGUGGCCGAGCGUAAUGUGAACUACGUUUGGGUGAGGAGCUACGAUGGAUUCUAUGAGAAGAAUGCUGUAUCCGCCGGCACUACGGUCAAGAAUGAGAGGGUGUACUUCUGCCGUGCUAGGUCCGAUGGAGGAUUAUUCAUCGGAACCCUCCUCCUGCCCCAGAAGGUGUGCAUCAUCAAGCACGACACCUUGUCGCUGCGCAAGUUCGACAAAUAUGAAGUCCUGGUGGCACAGCCCAAGGGAAAUGGAACUGUUUAUUAGAUUCAGAUAGUUUAAAAAAAUGAAAAAUAAAAUGAUUAAUUUAUUGGAAAUUUAAA
Messenger RNA from Drosophila ananassae, 657 nucleotides. RefSeq lists its product as uncharacterized. The transcript is spliced from 2 exons. NCBI's taxonomy places the organism in Eukaryota, Metazoa, Arthropoda, Insecta, Diptera, Drosophilidae. Bases 62 to 601 code for a protein of 179 amino acids. The record is from RefSeq and is a predicted model, not a curated record.